AUGUUACUUGAAGCAUAUACCUAUGAAACUGAUAAGGAAGCGUUGUUCAAGUCUCAAAUUUCUCAAGACAAAAGAGUUGUCUUGUCCUCAUGGAAUCACUCAUUUCCUCUUUGCAACUGGACUGGAGUUACAUGCGGGCGCAAACACAAGAGAGUCACUGGUUUGGACCUCGAAGGAUUGCAGUUAGGUGGAGUGAUAUCACCAUCUAUUGGUAAUCUUUCGUUUCUCAUAUCACUUGAUCUGUCAAAUAACUCUUUUGGUGGAACCAUCCCUCAAGAGGUGGGAAACUUGUUUAGACUUGAAGACUUGUUUAUAGGCUUUAAUAUAAUUCUCUCGGAGGAGAAAUUCCCACGGGGCUUUAUAACUGCUCUAGAUUGUUGA
This is a messenger RNA of Arabis nemorensis, 381 nucleotides long. The record is from the annotation of a GenBank genome assembly. Lineage: Eukaryota; Viridiplantae; Streptophyta; Magnoliopsida; Brassicales; Brassicaceae.